UCUACUAAGUAACUAGAGCUAGGCAAGGCCAAUUUGGAUAGACUACUCUCCGGACAUGAGGAGGAGGGCAUUUUACCUUCAACUCCCCAUCUGUGGAUUUCACAUAGCAUUCUGUCAUGGAGAUUGCAAAGGACUCAGUUAUAUGUCCUCUUCUCUCCUCAGAAAGAAGGCCAUGCACAAUCGAGCCUGGAGAAAUCACAGCUCUGUAACUGAGUUUAUCCUCUUGGGCUUCUCCAGAAACCCCAGAACUAAUUGGAUCCUUUUCUUCCUCUUCCUCUUCCUCUACUUAUUUACAGUCCUGGGCAAUGGGCUCAUUGUUACCCUGAUUAGGAUAGACGCUCGUCUACACACACCCAUGUACUUCUUCCUCAGUAUCCUCUCCCUGCUGGACCUCAGCUAUGCUACCACAACAGUGCCCCAGAUGUUGGCAAUUUUAGUAAGCAAGAAUAAGACCAUCUCUUACACUGGGUGUGUAAUCCAGAUGUACAUUUUCUUGACACUAGGCAUCACUGAGACCUGGAUUUUUGCAGCUAUGGCCUAUGACAGAUAUGUUGCUAUAUGUUAUCCACUCCAUUAUGGAGUUAAGAUGAGCCAAACCCUAUGCAUAAUGCUGGUGGCCAGCUCUGCCCUUUGUGGUCUUAUCUGUGCCCUUGUCUACACAGUCUUUGCAAUGAAUCUUCCCUACUGUGGCCCCAAUGAAAUCAACCACUUCUUUUGUGAAAUCCCCGCUGUCUUGAAGUUGGCGUGUGCAGACACAUCCCUCAAUGACCAAGUGGACUUCAUCCUGGGUUUCAUCUUGCUUUUGAUACCAUUAUCCCUCAUCCUAGCCUCGUACGUUCGUAUCUUCAUAGCCAUUCUGAAGAUCCGUUCCACUCAAGGGCGGAUGAAGGCCUUCUCCACCUGUGCUUCACACAUCACUGUGGUUACCAUGUUCUGUAUUCCAUGCAUGAUCAUGUACAUGAGACCUGGUUCUGAAGCCUCCCCAGAAGAUGACAAGAAGUUGGCCUUGUUCUAUAAUGUCAUUUCUGCCUUUCUUAACCCCAUUAUUUACAGCCUCCGGAACAAGGAUGUGAAGAGGGCUUUUCUCAAGUUGAUUGGAAGGGGUGAGGACACUCAGUAGGCCAUGGAGCAAGGCUGUCUGCAGCGCCUCUGGUCCCUUGGGUUUUCCACCCACAGUUUCGCUGAAGUUCUUGGAGUAAAUGAGAGAGGAUUCUCAGGAUGAGGGAAACACAAGAAAAAAACCUUUCACAUCAAUUUGCUAAUGGAUACGUUAGGAAAAGACUCAAGAAUUGUGCCCAAGAUUUAGCCAUAUCAUUGACCUUCUAUGGCUUUGGAAAAGUCACAUGGGUUUGGAAUAGUCACCUCAUUUCUUCGGGAUUUAAUUUCCAGUUGUCAAGUGUGUUUGGUAAAUAUGCAUUAUGUCCAAAUGAUACUAACUAACAUUACAUUUGUGUAACAGUCACUCAGUGCUUUAUUCUUUUUCUUUCUUUUUGUGGUGGUUUUCAUUUUCUCCUUCUCCUUUUCCUUCUCCCCCUUCUCCUCUUCCUCCUCCUCUUCAUCCUCUUUUUCUUGAGGUGGGGUCUCACUACAUUGCCUAGGCUGGUUUUGAAUUCAUAUGAUUAAGUAAUUAGAUUCCUGGAUAUCUGGAAAUACAGAUGUGUUCACCCUGCCUGACUGAUAAGUAUUUAUUAUUUUAAUUCACAUGUUAACUCUAGAGAUGUGUUAUAUAUCCUUCAUACAAAUAAAGACA
Messenger RNA from Peromyscus californicus insignis, 1750 nucleotides. RefSeq names its product olfactory receptor 2A5-like. Bases 56 to 1120 code for a protein of 354 amino acids. Lineage: Eukaryota; Metazoa; Chordata; Mammalia; Rodentia; Cricetidae. The transcript has a single exon. Gene Ontology annotation, molecular function: G protein-coupled receptor activity; olfactory receptor activity. The record is from RefSeq and is a predicted model, not a curated record. Gene Ontology annotation, biological process: G protein-coupled receptor signaling pathway. Gene Ontology annotation, cellular component: membrane.